AUGGCCUUCCCCUACAUCGACACGCCGCGCACCGAAAUUGACGGCAACGCGACUUACCUUACCAACGGGUUUCGCAGCGUGGGGCGAACUCAUUUGUCGGCAUUGGACUCAGUCGAAAACUCAUUCCAUACACCGUCAAAGGACAACGAUGUGAUAAAGGGCUUCGACAAACGCGUCACUCCGCGUGCGGGCGCUUCCAAGGCGAGAAGCGCGUUACGGCAUCUCCCAGCAGCAGGCCCUGAGAAAGGAGAAUUCACCCCAUUGAUGAAGAGCGCGACAAAGAACAACUUCCUGAAGUCAAUGUCUGCGGCGCGAGGAACGGACGAUCCGAGAACCCCAGGGUAUCAGAGACAGAACUAUCGAAGCAACGCCCACACGCCCGGCUUACCCCCAAUGGACAUGUCAGAUAUUUACGAGGAGGAUCGGACGAUGGAAGAUGCGACACCGCUUCCCCAGGCUGCCAGCAGUAGUGCGCAAAGUACACCGAUACCCAGACUAGGACGCGACGGCGCAGGAGUGCUCGGUGGUGGUCAGAAUAUGAUGUCGCUCAAGGAGCAAGUGCAGGCCAUCGAUAGACUCCAGAAAGACAACUGGAACUUGAAACUGAAGAUCCAUUAUAUGGAGGAACAGUUAGAAAAAGCCGGCCCUGAAUACAAUAACGCCGCCCUCAAAGAGAACACCGAACUCAAAGUCUUGCGAAUGACCAUGCAACGCGAUAUCUCCCGAUACCAGAAGAGCCUAGCGCAGGCAGAGCGCGACCUCGAGGAUUAUCAAGUGCAGCUCAUGGAAAUGAAGGAGAAGGCGUGGAAGAGGCAAGCUGACGAAACUGUACAACGUGAGAUGGAUCUGAUGCGCGAAGAGCUCGAGUCGCGCGACAAGCAACUCCGAGAAGCCCGCGACGAACUGAGACAAGUGAAGGACAGCCAAUCGCAAGAGACCGACAAACUUCGAGACGAGAUCGAGGAUUUGGAGGCAAGCUUGAGAGAAAAGGAUCGACUCCUUGAGGAACGCGAAGAAGAGCUAGAGGACUUGAAGCAUAAUGGCGACAAAGAGGGUGGCGCAGCCGCAGAGCUCCAGCUUGAACUGGAUCGUGCCAAGGAGCAGAUGCAAGAUAUUCAGGAUAACCUUGACCAGGUCAAGUCCGAGGCAAGAGAAGCAGACGCCGUCGCAAGGGAAGCUAUUGCAGCGAAGGACCACGCCGAAGAAAAUUUGAGAGAGUUGCAAGACGAGAUGUCAAACAAAUCCUUUACCACUAAAGGAUUGAGCCGGCAGAUGGAGGAGCGAACCGAAAGUCUUGAGCAGGAAGUACAUGAUCUUCGACAAGAAAAUGAUGCCCUGAGUGCGGAACUCGAGAACAAAACGAACAUUGCGACUCGUCUGGAAGAACGUUAUCAAACUAUGCAACAUGGCCUAGAAGAUAACGCUCAACAUCUUGUCCAGGACCUUGAUACUGCCAAGCGCGAACGUGACCAAGCCCGUUUCGAUUUGUCGAGAACUUCCGCUCGACUGGAGGAGGCUCUAAACGAAAUUCAACGUGCAACAGACGAAAAGGAACUUCUUCAAACUCGCCAUCGUGCACUGACCGACGAAUCGGGAGGACUGCAAGCCGAACUCGACCGAGCACAAUCCAGGAUCCGCGAACUCCAAAAGGCUGUUCAGGAUGCCACUACUCGCGCCCAGGAUGAAGGACACAACACCCGUUGGCAGCACAAGGUCGAAGUUGAACGACUGCAAGAAGAGAUUGAAAACCUUCAGCACGAGAUCGAAGAGAAAGAGGGACGUUUCGCAGUUGAUCAAAGCCGUUGGGAGAGCAACAAGCGAACCUUGCUAUCAGAGAAAUCUUGGGCAGAAGAUCAAGCAGCGGACUUGAAGCGCACUAUCGACAGGCUUCAGGAAGCCGGCAACUCUUACUCUGGCAAGGAGUCCAGAUUGCAGGAGGCCUUUGAUGCCGAGAAAAAGCGCAAUGCUCAAGAAAUGACCAUGCUGAAUCGCCAAAUUCAAGACCUCAAAGAUGACCUCGGCAAGACAAGACGCGACCUUGACGAAAAACAAGACGAACUCCUUGCGGCGAAGCAAGAUGUCCGGGUAUCUCGCCGAGAAGAGCAAGCUCUCCAGGACAAAGUGCGAGCUUUGGAAGAUGAAGUUGUUGUGCUACAGUCCAGCCUGGCAGAUGAACAAGAGCUCGCCAAGGGCCGGCAGAACAACAUGCCCGAACUGGAGAAAAUUAUGGAGAAAACCAUCGCCGAGAGACAAAAACUUCGCGACGAGCUUGCGAAUGCUCAUGUUGAGCUCUACGACCUAAAGUCUUCCGCAGAGGAGAUGGAAGCUGAGCGUGCUGAGCUUCAUGCACAACUCGAACGACUCCAAAAUGCUGAUGACACCACUCGCUUUGACCGCGAUAAGCUUGAACUACGCAAAACGACGACAAGACUAGAAAAUGAGCUCAACGCACUGCGAGACGCCAAGGCAACACUCGAAAACCAGCUUAUUUCUGAGAGUGAAAGGUUCGCCGAAGAGGAGGGCCGUUUUUCUGCUGAGAUCGAUCGUCUCCAAGACAAACUGCUUGCAGGCUCGGGCAAUCGGGAUCGUGAACUCACUACAGCAAAGACCAAGGUACAGCGCCUGGAACGUCGGGUUCAGGAACUGGAAGCCAUGAUCGAGCAGUCGCCCAUGGUAGAUAAUGAGCAAUCCGGUGCACAUGGAGAUCUCUCUCUACUUCGACACAACCUGGACGAGGCUCGGAAACGUGAAAAAAUUCUGCUUCAGCGUGAAUCCAAGCAAAAGUCUUCUGUACAAAGCUACAAGUCACGAAUUGAGGAGCUGGAGAAGGAUCUUCAUGAGGCGAUGAUGAACAAAUUCGAUUCAAACUCCCCGCAUAACUCACCCUCCAACAAACUUCAUGACGAGUUACGUACUCUGCGAAAGCAAGUGGCUGAAGCGCACCGGUCUCUCCAGAAAGCGACUGCCAAGAAUCGUGAACUGGAGCGCGCUGCAAUGAAAGAAGAGGACCAAAAGGACUUCCAUGAGCUGCUCAGGUCUUCUACCCUCGAAGCCGAAUCGCUAGCUCUGAAGCUUUCUGAACGGGAAGGACGCCUCAACGAACUGAAGAAACAUGUUCUUCGCAUUCGCGAGGAACGAGAUGCUCACAGACGAGAGGCCGAAGCUGCAACUAACAACCUCAAUGUGUUACAACAGCGUCAUGAGGAAGUCCUAGCGAAAAACACUCACCUCAAGUCAAGCAACAAGACCAAGCAUGAGAAGGAGAUGCGCGGCCUAGGCAAGGAGAUCAUUUGGCUCCGUGCUCGCCUACAGCGGGAGGAAAAGUUCCGACGUGAUUUAGCCUGGAGUAAGGGCCUGAUGGAACUCGGUGAACGUGUUCGGGUGGCAUGCAACGACGCCGAUCUACGCAUGAUCUCCGAGAUGGGUGUACAAGCCCGUGACCGUACUCCUACUCGCACUCCACGCCACAAAUUCAGAACUGCCAUUUCCCUAGUGAGAGCUACUGUCCGCAUGCAAAAGAUGAGCAGUGAUUGGAAACGAACCAAGAAGCUAGGCGAGGGCUUGAAGCGGGCCAAGACCGAAAUGCUUAAGCGUCGGGAUGGCUCGAACAAGAGUUUACUUGGGCAAUGA
Molecule: messenger RNA, 3630 nt
Organism: Penicillium canescens
Lineage: Eukaryota; Fungi; Ascomycota; Eurotiomycetes; Eurotiales; Aspergillaceae
Product: putative spindle-pole body protein (Pcp1)
Exons: 3
Coding region: 1-3630 (1209 amino acids)
Cellular component (GO): microtubule organizing center
Source: RefSeq, a predicted model, not a curated record